Trichoderma reesei QM6a is the source of this 501-nucleotide messenger RNA. RefSeq lists its product as uncharacterized. Lineage: Eukaryota; Fungi; Ascomycota; Sordariomycetes; Hypocreales; Hypocreaceae. The coding region runs from base 1 to 501 and encodes 166 amino acids. The transcript has 3 exons. Gene Ontology annotation, cellular component: mitochondrion; cytoplasm; peroxisome. Gene Ontology annotation, biological process: cell redox homeostasis; hydrogen peroxide catabolic process; cellular response to oxidative stress. The record is from RefSeq and is a predicted model, not a curated record. Gene Ontology annotation, molecular function: thioredoxin peroxidase activity.
AUGUCUGUCCUCGAAGUCGGCGACUCUUUCCCGGACAACGUGUCCUUCACCUACAUUCCCUUUACUCCCGAGAGCAAGGACAUUACCAGCUGCGGCAUCCCCAUCAAGUACAACGCCAGCGAGGAGGUCAAGAACAAAAAGGUCGUCAUCGUGGCCGUGCCCGGCGCCUUCACGCCCACCUGCCAGGCCAGCCACCUGCCCGGCUUCAUCCAGAACAUUGACGCCCUCAAGGCCAAGGGCGUUGACCAGGUUAUCGUGAUUGCCUCCAACGACCCGUACGUCAUGUCCGCCUGGGGCAAGGCCAACUACACCAAGGACGACUUCAUCAUCUUCGCUUCGGACUCGGAACUUGCUUUCAGCAAGGCCAUUGGCUGGACCCAGGGCGAUCGAACUGCCCGAUAUGCCAUCGCCGUCGACCACGGCAAGGUUGUCUAUGCCGCCAAGGAGACGGAGAGAGGCGUCGACGUCUCGGGAGCCGAGGCCGUCCUGGCCAAGCUGUAA